Molecule: messenger RNA, 1875 nt
Organism: Phalaenopsis equestris
Lineage: Eukaryota; Viridiplantae; Streptophyta; Magnoliopsida; Asparagales; Orchidaceae
Product: putative disease resistance protein RGA3
Exons: 1
Coding region: 70-1266 (398 amino acids)
Source: RefSeq, a predicted model, not a curated record
UAUUUUGUUGUUUUGAUCAAAAAAUCUUUCUUUGAUGAGUUUCAGUAUGGUGAGAGAAUAUACUAUAAGAUGCAUGAUUUAUUACAUGAUUUGGCACGCUCUAUUUCUUCAGAGGAAUGUUUCGGAUUUGUGGGAGAUGAUUUUUCAUCAUUUAAAGUUCCUAAAAAUGUUCGACACUUAUUUGUUAAAACUGAAAAUCCAGAAGUGUUGAGAAAGAUUAAAGAUGUUAAAAAUCUACAUUCAUUUUUUUGGAUGACCGAUGAUCAAGAUUUUACUGAAAUACUUACUGAAAUUUUUGAAGCAUCGAGAAGGAUUCGUUUGUUGUUCAUAUACUCUUCAUGGGAGAAAAAGAUUUCUGAGGCUAUUAAAAAUUUGAGACAUCUUCGAUAUCUGCAUCUUGAUGCCUAUCUCACUCAGAUGCCAAGAUCUCUAAGCAGUCUUUAUCAUUUGCGGUUCAUAAUCUAUAAAGGUUGGCAUAGGCAACAUUCGUCUGAUGAUUUCUUGCCUGGCAAUGCGAGUAAUCUUUCUAAUCUGCGUUACUUGGAAUUGCCCCCGAAUGUAUUUUCUAGUGUGCCUGGAAUUGGGAAAUUAAGGUCACUUCAAGAACUAAAUGAGUUUAAUGUUAAGAAUGAGAAUGGUUAUAGAAUUGGGGAGUUGGAACAUAUGAGGGAGUUGCGCAAAUUAAACAUUCAUUUUCUGGAAAAUGUGAAGAAUGCUGUAGAGGCUCGCAAUGCAAAAUUAUUUGAGAAGAGAAAACUCACAGAUUUAUGCUUGAAUUGGGGCAAUACCGUUGAUGAACGGAAGAUUGUCAAUUCUGACUUAGAUGUGCAUGUGCUUGAAAAUCUAAAACCUUACAAAAAUCUAAAGAGAUUGUCCAUAGUUUCAUACAAGGGUGUAAGCUCUGCAAAAUGGAUGUACACUGCAGAUUUGAUCUCCAAUCUGGAGUACAUCAAUUUGAACGGCUGCUCGGAGUGGGAAACUCUUCCACCUUUUGGGCAACUUCCCCACCUCAAGUCACUGUACCUUCGUAACAUGCCAAAAGCAAAGCGGCUUGAUCAUAAAUUCCAUGGGAAUGACAAGGUUUCUGUGUUUCCAUCAUUGGAGGUGCUAAAUUUGGAGGGAUUACAAGUAUUGGAGGAUUGGUUUGAUGGAGCAGGAGCAACAGCAUAUGCCUGUUUCUUUCCUUGCUUAACUGUGAACUCUUCCUCGAUAACUGCCCAAAUCUGCAAGAGUUGCCCCAUUUGCCUCCUAAGCUCAAGAAAUUGAAUAUACAAAAAAUCGGAUGGAAGGCUGCUUUGAACUGGAAGCAAGAAACCAACAACUGUUGCGGCAUUUCAAAAUCGAUUCCCCUUGAGACAUUAGAGGUCCUUUCUUUCGUGUCCAAACAUCACAUCUCUUCUUUCUCUUGGUGGACUUCAACAAGUGGAGAGUGGCAUUGAGAAAUUCGAGCUUAUUCUCCGUGAAGUUGUUAUAGAUGACCAAUCCUUUUUGCCAACAGUAAGUACCGCCUCUUUGGAAAAGCUCACAAUUUGUAAUAAUGACGUGCUGGUUUCUUUUACAAUUGAGGCGGAGCAGUGGUUUUCGCACGUUAGCUCAUCCCUUCGUCAGUUGAGCUUUAGAGGCCUCAAAUCCCUGCAGUCUCUCCCUUCCUCCUUUGAACGCCUCUCUUCACUUGAGAUUCUACGUAUCGAAAAAGUUCCUCAGCUCCAGCAGCUUCUACACAUCCCCGCCUCCCUGAGAAAAUUACGUCUUGAAUACCUGGAAUCAUUGCAGUGCCUGCCAUCUUCUUUGUCGGCCAUCUCUUCCCUCAACAAACUAUCGUUAAAAAGCAUUCCACUCCUCAAAUCAUUGCCAGAACUCCCUCCCUCUUUGUUA